AUGUCUGAUAAGAAAACAGUUUAUAUAGGAUCACGUAAAUCACAAUUAGCAUUGGUUCAAACACAUCAUGUGAUUGAUAGAUUGAAAGAAUUACAUGGAUCAAAAUACAACUUUGAAUUAAAGACUUUGGAUACUGUAGGUGAUCGUGUACUCAAUGUUGCUCUAUCAAAGAUUGGUGACAAAGGUCUAUUUACAAAGGAACUAGAAGAUUUAAUGAUAUCUGGUGAUAUCGAUAUAGCUGUACAUUCAUUAAAAGAUAUACCAACAAAAUUCCCAGAAGGAUUAGGAUUAGGAGCAAUAACAAAAAGAGAAAAUUGUUUGGAUGCAUUUAUAGUAAAUGCAAGUAAACAUAGACCAACAUGUACAUUGGCUGAAUUACCAGAGGGUGCAAUUAUUGGAUCAUCAUCACUAAGAAGAGUGAGUCAAUUGAAACGUGCCUAUCCACACUUGCAAUUCAAAGACAUUAGAGGCAAUUUAAAUACAAGAUUUGAAAAGUUGGAAAAGAGUGGAGAGUAUGAUGGAAUGAUUCUGGCGGUUGCCGGUUUGGAACGUUUGGGAUGGACCGAUAGAAUCACAGAGAUUAUUCAACCAACCGUAUCACUCUAUGCAGUCGGUCAAGGUGCAUUGGGUAUAGAGUGUCGUUCAAAUGAUCCAUUGAUCAUGUCAUUGUUGGAACCACUCAACGACAAGGAUACCGCCAGUUGUUGUAUCGCUGAACGUGCCAUGUUGAGUGAAUUGGAAGGUGGAUGUCACGUUCCAAUCGGUGUCAUCUCAUCUAUCGACGUUGAACGCCAAUUAAUCACACUUGAAGGUAUCGUUUUAAAUUUGGAUGGUAGUAGAGCCAUUCGUCUCUCUCAUACCGGUCCACUUGCAUCAUGUCACCAAGUUGGUCGUGAACUUGCUCAACAACUCAUUGAAAAAGGUGCAAAAGAAAUUUUAAAUGAUCUUUCAAAAUAA
Cavenderia fasciculata is the source of this 957-nucleotide messenger RNA. It is a transcript of the gene hemC, whose product is annotated as porphobilinogen deaminase. The record is from RefSeq and is a predicted model, not a curated record. The coding region runs from base 1 to 957 and encodes 318 amino acids. Gene Ontology annotation, biological process: heme biosynthetic process. Lineage: Eukaryota; Evosea; Eumycetozoa; Acytosteliales; Cavenderiaceae. Gene Ontology annotation, cellular component: cytoplasm. The transcript is spliced from 2 exons. Gene Ontology annotation, molecular function: hydroxymethylbilane synthase activity.